AUGGUCUGGGGCAGUAUGUCAUCAAAAGGAGUAGGAAGACUUCAUUUUAUUGAUGGAAAUUUACUGUCUGUUUUCGGCAACGAAGCGCCACAUCAGCCGACAAUUUCCCGUUGGUAUGGAGAAUUCAAACUUGGACGGGAAAACUUCGAUGCUGUGCGCAAACUCAUCAUUGAAGAUAGACAUGUGACAUAUCGCGAGAUUGAGGCGCACUUGAAGAUCUCAAAGACCUCAAUUCAAAAAAAAUUACAUGAAGAAUUAGGAGUAAGAAAAUUAGUUUCUCGUAGGAUACCCCACCUGUUGACUGAAGAUCAGAAAGCAGCCACGUCGGCUGUUUGGGCGUUCCAAGGUGAAGAAAAGCCAACAAAGGUCAGCCGUUCUCGAAGUGUUUCGAAAAAGAUGGUCGCGACAUUAGUGUCAAAAGCGGCUCAUAUUGCAACAAUUCCUCUUAAUGAGCAAAUAAUUGUUACUGCGGAUUGGUAUAUCACCAUUUGUUCGCCAAAAGUCAUCACCGAGCUUCGAAAAAUCAACCCCAAGAGACGAAUCAUCCUCCACCAAGACAAUGCAAGCUCGCACUCAGCCCAAAAAACAAGGCUGUAUUUAACGGAAGAAAACGUGGAAUUAUUGGACCAUCCUCCAUAUAGUCCUGAUCUAAGUCCUAACGGUUUCUUUACUUUCCCGAAAAUUAAAAACAGACUGCACGAAGAAGCAGUUGACGCAUUCAAAAAUGCCGUUUUGGAUCUGCCAGCAAACGAGUGGAAUAAGUGCUUCGAAAAUGGGUUCGAGCGCAUUUAG
Messenger RNA from Acanthoscelides obtectus, 792 nucleotides. Lineage: Eukaryota; Metazoa; Arthropoda; Insecta; Coleoptera; Chrysomelidae. The record is from the annotation of a GenBank genome assembly.